Molecule: messenger RNA, 471 nt
Organism: Terrapene triunguis (Three-toed box turtle)
Lineage: Eukaryota; Metazoa; Chordata; Testudines; Emydidae
Product: cullin-7-like
Exons: 3
Source: RefSeq, a predicted model, not a curated record
GCCUUCCCGAGCCGCAGCAGCUACGUGGAGUACGUGCAGGGGAACUUGGUGCGGGGCAUGCGGGUGCGCAUGCUGGAGGACUACGAGCAGGUCAGCGCUGGGGACGAGGGCGAGUUCCGCCAGAGCAACGACGGCACGCCGCCCGUCCAGGUUUAUUGGCAGGCGCUGGGCCGCACCUACUGGGUGCACUGGCACAUGGUGGAGAUUGUCAGUUCGUCGGGCCAGGCGGAGCGGGAGGCCCAGGAAAAGGUGUCCAGCCUGACGGAGAACCUGAAACUGACCACUGUGACCCAGACGUUUUACUGCAAGCCCCUUGGGGGGCUGUACUCCCUGCCCUACCUGACGGAGCGGCCGAGCGAGGACUCGGAGGCCCUGAGCCGGGCCGAGUGGUGGGAGCUGCUCUUCUUCGUGAAGAAGCUAGACCCGCACGAGCAGCAGGAGAUCGUCCAGCUCAUCCGGCAGCACCAGGAG